AUGAGUGUGCUCAUGGGCGAACCCGCCAUCAGUGGUAUGUUUGAGUCUCUAAACAGAGACCAGCGACAUGCUGCUAUCAACAAGUUCCUACAAGGGGAACUUGCCGUCGAGCGACAGAAGAUAGCCUUGCUACAGCAGCAAGGCUCUCAUCAGUCGAUGGGCGGGUCGACGCAUGUGCGUCGGCCCGAAAACUUGAAGAUUGAUAUCUCAAGGUACAAGGGAACCGAUGAAGAUUCACUUUUGAGAUGGUUCGUCGAGUUAGACGAUGCCGUCAGGGCCCGUCACAUCGAGGGUGACAAGAUGCAAGUCACCUCCGCCCUGUCAAAUUUGACAGGACAAGAAAGACUUGGGCCUUAG
Molecule: messenger RNA, 357 nt
Organism: Peronospora matthiolae
Lineage: Eukaryota; Oomycota; Peronosporomycetes; Peronosporales; Peronosporaceae
Source: the annotation of a GenBank genome assembly